Molecule: messenger RNA, 3725 nt
Organism: Hypomesus transpacificus
Lineage: Eukaryota; Metazoa; Chordata; Actinopteri; Osmeriformes; Osmeridae
Product: zinc finger CCCH domain-containing protein 6-like
Exons: 10
Coding region: 360-3473 (1037 amino acids)
Biological process (GO): negative regulation of DNA-templated transcription
Cellular component (GO): nucleus
Molecular function (GO): metal ion binding; RNA binding
Source: RefSeq, a predicted model, not a curated record
UAGGCGGCAACUGAGUGAACAUGUGCACGGAAGAAGGGAACGACAACUACAAGAUGAUGCUCUGAUGCUACCUCAACUUGCUUCAGAAGAGCAAGAAGAAAGUUAGCAUUGUUUUGACAAACAAAGUCAAAGUCGAAGCAUUUGUAUUUCAGAUAAUUAAUGCAUCUUAAUGAUUCGUGGAUAGUGAAAGUAACAGGGAAACUGUGGAAUAAAUCUAGGCUUUAGAAAAGCGCGAGCUAAAGUGUCAGUAGCAUAGUUGUUUACUUCUGAAUUCAAACGUCUAGCUUGCUACCUAAUAAUAUUCGUUUGACUAAACGUACAUUUAGAUUCAAUCUAGUCGACAGAACGAGACAAGGAGUAUGGCAUUUGCUAACCUCUUCACCAGUAUCCCAAAUGAUGUCACAUCUCCACGUGAACCUGCUUCUUUUGAGCGGGAGGACGGCGAACUAGAACCAGAUGAGCUGGGUAAAGACAAUGAGGAGACGAACAAGUCUAGAAAUAGAUCUUUGCUAAGUGGACAACAGAGUACCUCCAAAAUGAAGAAGAAAAGAGCCAGGAAGAGUUUUAGUAGUGCUCUUCCAAAGGGUCCAUCUAAAAAGGUAAGGGAUAAUGCGUAUUUCAGUGACUUAGAUUCCAGGGCCAGAGACUACCACAUGAAGAGGAACGACUAUAAGCAACCAUGCAUCGACUUCAGCAGAGAACUGGACAACUAUAACCGAGUUAAACUAGCAGAUCAGUGCAGCAGUCAGACUGCGGAGUCUGCCCAGAACAAUGGUGUCAAGCAAAAAGACGCAAGCGUCCAAAAUGUAGAUAAUCAACAGCAGCAGAAAAAAAAGAAGAAAAAGAAGAACAAAAAGAAGAAAUGGGAUAUGAAACUGCAAAGUCAAACCAACUGGAGAGGAAACCCUACUGAAAGAGGUGGCCAUCAAGCUCACCAGUCAACACAUUUUUCUUCCAUGAGAGGAAGGGGUUUCGCCAAUAAAGGUGGACAGUGUGCUGACAGAGGCCAAGCCGGGUCUAGAAAAGGCAGUAAUUCACCCCGGGAGCAGCAGGAUGGAUCCAGGAAUGGAGGCGGAAGGAAAGACCAGAUGGGCCGUUUUCAAAAUACCAACCGCUUUCAGAGAAAUGGUCGGGGGUUCCGUGGCGGCAGGAGGCAGUUUGAGCAGGAAAAUGUGGUGGAGCAAAAGCGCGUGAUGACACAGGAGUUCAAGGACCAGAAUGUGAUAGAGAAGGAUGGGAGGUUCAUCUGUCGACAUUUUCUUUUGGGAAAGUGCAUCAAGGGUGACGAAUGUCAACUGGAACAUGCCCUGGAUGUCCAUAAUACAUUCAAAGAAGCGUGCAAAUUUUAUAUUCAGGGGUUCUGCACUAAAGGAACGACGUGCCCGUAUAUGCAUGAGGAUUUCCCCUGUAAGUUCUUCCACUCUGGUGGAAAGUGCUUUCAAAGAGAUGGGUGCAGGUUUUCCCAUGAACCUUUGACUGACCUCACCAGAAAACUAUUCGAGGAGUCAUGGAAACAGCACAAGGAAAUGACAACAGGGAAUCAGCCUGAAAACACAGAGCAAGAGACAACCAAAGAUCAAACAAUAAACACCGUUGAUGCUGACAAACCCAAGUCUGAUAUUGAUAUAUUCUUAGAUCCUGUCAGGCCAAAUUUUUACAACAGCGCCUGCCCCUCUGAGCCAGACACCGAGCAGAGAGUCCAUCUGUGGAACACGCCAGAACCUGCAGAGACAAAAGACACCCCUUACAUAGACUCAGUCCACACCGUAGAUUCAUAUGCAAAUACCACCGACAGUAAGGUGCCGGUCUCCUAUUCCGUCGAGGCAGUUCUUGGGUCUCGCACACUCUCUGAUAAACCUAAACCCUUCAACAACCUUUUUGCACACCCUGGUAGACAGCCAUCCCCUGGACAUUGGUCCCAGCGAACGUCCCCCAGUCAUCCAUCAAGCUCCACAGAAUGUAAGGAGAAGGUUUCUUAUGCAAUUGCGAAUUCCCUCGGGUCACAAAAAAUGCAAGAAAAACCUUUCCGUAGCCUAUUUGCCAGUCCUAUCAUUCAGGCCUAUAGCUCGCCCAGGCCUCUUGCUCCUCAAACAAAAUCUGGUACCCUGAGAACUCACCCAAGUACAGAAGGAUCCUCACAUUGUUCCAAGUCGUACUCUGAAGACUGCAAAACUAAACGCCCUGCUGAAAUGGUUGGAAAUAACCAACCCUCCGGAACAGCUUUCCAGAAGCUUUUUGCACGCCCCAUCGAUCAGAACUUGCAUAGUCCCGUGAAGAUGUGUGCCGAUCCUCCACAUAGCUCCCAAGUGUCCUUUUCAGAUAAGGGAGGAACAAAACCAUCCCAGGACCAAUCCUUCCUCUCCCUUUUCGCAGUUCCCAUCAGUCAGACGACAGCUCCUAAAUGCUCCACAGCUCCUGCACAGGCAAAUCAAUAUCCCCUCAGAACUCAAACCGGUCUGCGGAUGAUACCGUCUUCUCAAACUCAUUCAAGAUUAUCUACAGAUCGUAAGAGGAAGGCUUCCCUUUCUACUGAGUCUAUUGCAUCCGGCAAACCGCUUCAAAAAACAUUUAAUAGCCUCUUUGCAGGGUCAAUAGGCCAGACUUCUACUGCCCAAUCUCCUCCUGUUCCAACCCUAUCUGGUCACAAAAAGUCAAAAGAGACCCCAGGUUCCCCACCAGGCCCCAGAGAAAUCGAUGUUAAUCCCUUAAGGAAACCCUUUCAUAAUCUAUUUUCCGGCCUCAUCAACCCGGCUCCUAUGCACACCCCUCAGACUCAGAAUUCGCCCAGUAGUCCUAUCGGCUUGUCAGAUCAUAAGCAUGAAGGUCUUUGUUCAGUUGAGAUUCCGCUCGAGUCUUCUAAGCCUGUGGAAAAACCCUUUUCCAGCCUCUUUGCUAAACCCAUUGGUGAGGCCAUCCCACCAGAGUCUCCCACACAGGCCAAGCCAGAUUUCUGCAGCAACCAGGUCAAAGGCAGACCACAAGAUCUUGCGUCACACACAGAACCAGCUGAGACCAAGGCGGUUUUCAAGACCCUUUUUCAGUCCCUAACUCCAUGUCGCCAAGAGGGAAAGCAAAGCAAAGACACUGUAAGAGAUGGCUUCAGCGUCAGUAAAUACGCCAAACAACCUCCCUGCACUGAGAAACAAAAGCAAAAAAAGGACGUAAAGACGGAGGAGGAUGAUACAAAGUCGCCUGUGGGGUGUAAUGGGACGGAAGAGCCGUCCCUACAAGACUCCAUCUCCCAUGAGGCUGUGGUAGAACCUCGUCCUUCCCUGAAGAGUCAAGCCCAGGUAGGUGCCCCUGGUUUCCACAACCUACCUAUUCAAGCUGUGGCACUACUGACACGACCUCCCACCAACGGGUCGCAGAAAGCGCUGUCUAGACAAACGAGGAACGAGAGCAAUGUAAGCAUGACGCAAUUGAAGGAUCUUUUCAAGACUUUUGACCCAACAGCAUCCCCUUUUGGUCAGUAGCUUUUGUGAUUGCAGUCUCUAAAGAUUCGUACGUUUUUGUUUUUAUAAGUGUGUUGACAUUAUCCUUUGAGGAGCUGAGAGGAUCAUCAUUUGCACUUGAUAAGGUGAAGGAAGCAACAUAAAUGUAAAUGUAAGGAAGCCUUUUUAAAUUCCCACAUGAAAAUGGUAACUAUCUGUUCAAGCACUGUUUGUUUGUUUGUUUUCUUAAUGAUUGUUUUUAUUUUCACUCUCAAUAUGGUUUAGUAUUCACUA